UUGUAGACGUGGCGCCAAACGCGUCCCAUCGGGGAAGUAUCUUUUUCUUUGUCACAUCCCCGUCGCUUCACCAAAGCUUCGUCCUCACACGAGACAACGGACGAUGGCGGCGGAAGUGGGAAAGCCGGCGAUGGUGGUGGGGAUUGACGACAGUGAGCACAGUUUCUACGCGCUCCAGUGGACCCUUCGUCGCUUCUUCUCCGUCGCUGAUUCGGCCUUUAAGCUCGUCGUCGUCCAUUCCAAGCCGUCGCCCGCCUCCGUCGUCGGCCUCGCUGGCCCUGGUUCUUUCUUAUGGGCGGCGGAUGUGCUGCCGUUUGUAGAGUCCGAUCUCAAGAAGAUCGCUUUGUUGGUGAUCGAGAAAGCAAAGGAUCUUUGCUCCGCGUUCCCGGUGGGUGACAUUCAAUAUGAACUAGUGGAAGGUGAUCCAAGGAAUGCUCUAUGUGAUGCAGCGGAGAAACAUCAGGCAGAAAUAUUGGUGGUCGGCAGCCAUGGCUAUGGAGCGAUAAAAAGGGUUGUUUUGGGCAGUGUGAGUGAUCAUUGUGCUCAUCAUGCACAGUGCACUGUCAUGAUAGUAAAGAAGCCAAAGCCGAAACACUGAGCUUGUUCUAAUUGAUGAAAAACACUGCAAACUGUAUCAAAAUUUGAAGACUCAUCUUUGGUAAUAAUAAGCACUUCUUCAAGACUACUGUAUAACUGCUGUAUGUUGAACAAGUAACCAACUUAUAUUUGUGAUC
Messenger RNA from Musa acuminata subsp. malaccensis (wild Malaysian banana), 734 nucleotides. NCBI's taxonomy places the organism in Eukaryota, Viridiplantae, Streptophyta, Magnoliopsida, Zingiberales, Musaceae. The record is from RefSeq and is a predicted model, not a curated record.